AGAUAAUCUUAAUAAAUACGUUUUAUAACCAAAAUUUAAUGUAAAUAUCAAAAUAAUUGCCAAAUCUGUCUGUUGAGACAUCAAUAUCGUCAUUUGUCACAUCGUCAGUAUUGGUCAAAUCAUCACAGUGACAGGUCGUGUCCAGCCAUGCUUAGAUAUAUAACAUUAGUCUUGCUGAGCAUCGGAGUAUUUUGUCAAAGAGAGCCAAAGAAACAGGCGAACGAUGGUACGAUAAAUUUAGAUCCAGUCAACUACCAAGAUAACGACUCGGAGGAAGAUUCAGUUGUUGAUUGGGUAAACAAGAUCAUAUCUGAAUCAAAGAUAAACGUAACGAACAGAGAAGUAACAAAUCUAAAUCCGGAAAGCGUUACGAAUAUAAAUUGCACCGCGACUGACAACAGACCUGGGACUUGUGUGUUGUACUAUCAAUGCGACGAAGACACUAACACUAUUAUAGAUGACGGAGCGUCUAUAGUUAAUUUUAGAACCGAGGCGUCCUGUCCUCAUUAUCUCAAGGUCUGCUGUGCGAUGGAUAAAAUUAAAUCAGACGAUAAAGCUAACACUAUCCGGAGAGGAAGUAAUAACGAGUCUGCCCAGGAGUUGGAUUCCAAGGGCGACUCCGACAGCAGCAGUGCUGUAGUUGACUUGGGGAAGUGUGGUUGGAACAAUCCAGCGCUUUAUGUGUUUCAACCCAAAAGAAACAAUUCCGAGGCAGAGCCGUUCUACGCAAAUUAUGGGGAAUUCCCCUGGAUGAUCGCCGUCAUCAGGAGGUCCAAUGAUACGGAUCUGUGGGCAAGAAAAAAUUACGUCGGAGGUGGAACUCUCAUUCAUCCGAGGGUAGUUGUCACUGCGGCCCACAUAGUUCGGAAUAAAAAGCCCGAUGACCUGAAAUGUCGCGCUGGUGAAUGGGACACUGAAGUGACCUUCGAGAUAUUUCCACACCAAGAGAGGAAUGUGAAGAAAAUUAUCAUCCACCCAGAUUACUACAGGCCAUCUCUGUACAACGACAUGGGACUCCUGCUGUUAGAGGAACCGUUUGAACUGCUCCUCGCUCCACACAUAGGUCUGGCUUGCGUUGGGAACAGCCUCCCGGCUCCCGGCACCGUCUGCUAUGGAAUGGGCUGGGGCAGGAAAAUCGACAAGAAGUACGCAAUUAUUCUUAAAAAAAUGCGGCUUCCGUUAGUGGGAAGAGAGGAGUGCCAGGCCCUCCUGCGGAGUAUACGUUUGGGGCCAUUUUUCCAACUGCACGAGUCCCUGACGUGUGCUGGCGGGGAAGAUCGCAUGGACAUGUGCAAAGGAGACGGCGGGUCCUCAUUAGUAUGCCCUAUUCAGACCAAUGGUAGAAAUGUCAAAUACGCCAUGUUCGGGAUGGUGGCGUACGGCCUGGGAUGUCACUCGAGGAAAGUGCCCGGCGUGUUCGUCAAUGUGCCAAACCUGAAGUCGUGGCUGGACAGCACCAUGGAGGCCGAAGGCUAUUCUAAAGACACAUACACUUACUAAUUUAAUAUAAACAUUUAGAAAAUUAA
Molecule: messenger RNA, 1526 nt
Organism: Danaus plexippus (monarch butterfly)
Lineage: Eukaryota; Metazoa; Arthropoda; Insecta; Lepidoptera; Nymphalidae
Product: phenoloxidase-activating factor 2-like
Exons: 11
Coding region: 148-1500 (450 amino acids)
Biological process (GO): proteolysis
Molecular function (GO): serine-type endopeptidase activity
Source: RefSeq, a predicted model, not a curated record